GUUUUAGUAUUCAUACUACAUUACUUACUCGUUUCAACUUAGUAUUUCCUAAAGCACUGCGCCGAGCGCACGCCAUAAUGAAGUGUUUAAUAUUUUUUAUAUUUACCGUUGCGACGUGUCGCGCCGAUGUCGAAUUCAGUGGAAGAGUGAGAAAUUUUAGUUUAGAACUUUUACAUUACACACAACUGGAAACAGACGGACAUGUUGUUAUAUCACCCUUCGGUAUAUGGAGUUUGAUGACUGGCGUCGCACUUGGGGCGACCGGCAACAGUAGAGCUCAACUUGAACGGGCAUUUUUACUACCAGGCAAUCAAAUAUCUAUUAUAAAUGGUUACCAAAAUUUGACGAAGACGGUGCUUGAUCCGAGAACACCGGGAGUUCAAUUAGCAAGUAAGAAUUUUGUUUUCAAAGACAAAGGAUUCCAUGUAUUUCCAGCUUUUAAGAAGACGUUAACUACUGAUUUUGGGGCAAAGAUAGUUCAACUCGAUUUCAAAGAUUCAACCUCAGCAGCGCGUAUCGCUAACACAGCAAUCGAAGACUCCGGAGCGACAGUUUCAAAUGUUCUAAGGUCAGAAGAUUUUGGGACAGCAAGAAUGAUUUUGACAAACGUGAUCUCCUUUAAGGGACUUUGGUCUUCGCCAUUUAAUGUAUCUGAUACAAAUAUCGAAUCGUUUUACGAUGAAAACAAAAAUGAGAUCGGUAAAGUUAAAAUGAUGUACCAAAGGGCAAUGUUGCCUUACUCAAAUAUUCAAGAACUGAGCGCCCUUGUUAUGGAAUUACCUUAUGGCAAUGACAACAAAUACAGCAUGUUAAUAAUCUUGCCCUAUCCAAAAAUUAAUGUAACUGAAGUAUAUAAAAAGUUUUCAACUGUAACAUUGAAGGACAUAUUUGAGAGACUUGACAGUGAUGUUAAAGAGUACGGCUUGGAAGAUGUUGAUGUCAAAUUGCCACGAUUCAAAAUAAGCACAAAUGUCGUUCUGAACAAACCGUUAAAUAGUAUGGGUGUGUUUGAUAUAUUUAGUUCUAAAUUAGCGAGCUUCGAAAAGAUUACUUCGGAGGAAAUAUUUAUUUCCGCCAUUGUACACAAGGCAGACAUAGAGGUCACGGAAUCAGGUACGGUCGCUUCAGCGGAUACAUCGGCUUACUUCGCCGAUCGCAUCUCAACUCCUGCCUUCGAGGCGAAUCGACCGUUUAUUUAUUUCGUAAUGGAAAAAAUGACGACGACCAUAAUCUUCAGCGGAAUUUACUCAAAGCCGAGCGUUUUUUGAAGUGCUACAAAGAUGAAUGUGGUAAAAUUGAUGGAAGCGCAUGAAAGAUGGAUAAAAUAGAUGUGAUAUAUGUAUGUAUGUAUUGCAUUCGAGGGACGUUGUCAGUCUUCGAUGACUUAGUCAUGUAACAAUACUCAGCUGUGGUACUCGUUUCGCGUAAUUCAUGCAUAUCUUUGAAAUAAAAGCAUUUAUUAUAAACAUACAAACCUUAUUAUACCUAUUUAAAUACUGUAGAAGAUAUAUAUGUGAUUAGCUUGUAUUGAGAAACGUAGAAGUCAUUGUGCAUUGACCUUUGUAUCUAAGUACCUACACAGUAUAUUGUCUAAUGUAACCUUGCGGUGACAUCAUCCGGCAUUUGUAUAUAAAACAAUUAUAAAUGUUUUAUAAAAGAUGGAUUUCAAAUAUGUACAAUGAACAAUUCAUUUUAAUAAAAAUAACAGCAUUAUAUAUAUAUAUAUUUAUAUAACUAAGAAUAAAAUACACAAGUUAUAACGGAACUACUUCGUGUAUAAUAGUUAGAUUUAGAAUAUUUUAUCCUUAUAAAGACUGCGAAAUAUAAUUGUCAUUUCAAGUAUUUUUGUUAAUAGAAAUGUUAAAAUAAUGUUUAAAUAAAAUACAGUAGAAAAUAAA
Molecule: messenger RNA, 1898 nt
Organism: Vanessa tameamea
Lineage: Eukaryota; Metazoa; Arthropoda; Insecta; Lepidoptera; Nymphalidae
Product: serine protease inhibitor 77Ba-like
Exons: 1
Coding region: 78-1268 (396 amino acids)
Molecular function (GO): serine-type endopeptidase inhibitor activity
Source: RefSeq, a predicted model, not a curated record